AUGUGGCUCUGGCCUCCGUUCCCUUGGGACGCCACCUACGACUAUGUUGUAGUCGGAGGAGGCACUGCAGGAGUGACCGUAGCCUCACGUUUGGCUGAAAAAGGACUUCAUGUGGCCUUGGUGGAAGCUGGUGGCAAGUAUGAGUGGCUGCGUCCAAUUUCCAAGAUUCCGGGUGCUGCGAACAUUGGCAUUGGCGCAAGUGUUUCCACAGCGUCCUCAAUUGACUGGAACUUCGUCGCACGUCAGGUCCCUGGUGCCAACAACAGAGAUAUCCACUAUCCACGUGGAAAGUGUCUCGGUGGCUCAUCCGCGCUGAAUUUCAUGAUAUACCAACGGUCUGUGAAAUUUGCCUUUGAGGCAUUCUCCCAAAUACUGAGACCGAGUUUUAGUCCCUCCGAGGGUGCCAUGAACAAAUGGGCCGAACUUGUUGAUGAUACGAGCUAUUCCUUCAAUGAAACAUUGAAGUAUUUCAGGCGGACCGUUUCUUUUUUUCCACCGGAUCGCCAGUCGACUCGUCCGGACACACCAUAUAACCAGUCGGCCUUCGAUGCUCGGGGUGAGCCGCUGCACGUUUCGUAUCCUCGUUACGCAAUGCCUUUUUCCACAUGGGCUCGGCAGGGACUCUCAGCAGUCGGUAUAGAAGAAAUUGAUGGUCUCGACAGCGGUAUGCUAAUGGGCCAUCAAUUCUGUGCCAUGACUAUUCGCCCCACGGACGAGACUCGAAGCAGCUCCGAUGCUGCGUUUUUCCAUUUUGCCCGAAACGUGGGCACCAUUUCUGUCUAUCAGAGAACCCAAGCACAAAAGAUCCUCUUUGACAGACGUCAUCGAGCGUCUGGUGUCAAAGUUCGUGGUAUAUGGGGCUAUACCUUACGGGCCAAACAUGAGAUCAUCCUAUCUGCCGGGGCCUUUCAGUCGCCACAACUGCUGAUGCUGUCCGGGAUCGGUCCCAAAGAUGUUCUUCGGCAGCAUGGAAUUGAAGUCAUCGCAGAACUACCUGGUGUAGGUCAGAACAUGUGGGAUCAUGUAUUCUUUGGGCCUUCUUACCCAGUUUCUGUGAAGACCUUUGCAUGGUUGGCUCAGCAUCCAUUCGGGCUUGCAUCACAGCUUGCAAAAUAUCUUCUCUUCCAUGACGGGAUGCUGACCAAUCCGUCGACUGAUUACCUUGCUUUUGAAAAGCUUCCCAAAGCAUCGAGGCGGGGACUGGGCCCUGAAGUGGAAAGCACCUUGAGCUGGUUUCCAGAUGACUGGCCCGAGAUUGAGUAUCUAGCAGCAUCGGCCUUUGUGGGAAACUUUUCCAAUCCCUUUUUCCAGCAGCCAUCGCGAGGACAGUACGCUUCUAUUGUGACCAGCGUCGUUGCUCCUACUUCACGCGGCAAUGUGACUUUGGGGUCUGGGGACGUGAAAGAUCUGCCCAUUAUCAAUCCAAACUGGCUCGAUACGGAGAGCGAUCAAAAGCUGGCUAUCGCCGCGUACAGAAGGAUUCGUGAGGUGUUCCAAACCCCGGCCGUGAAGGCCAUUCUGACUGGCCCCGAGUAUUUCCCCAGAUCACAAUAUCAAACUGAUGCAGAGAUCUUGAACAUCAUCAAGAACACAAUGAUGACAAUCUAUCAUGCGUCAUGUACGUGCAAAAUGGGGACGCGAGUUGAUAGCAUGGCUGUCGUCGACCAUCGAGCGCGAGUCUUUGGGGUGGAAGGACUACGAGUCGUCGAUGCGAGUGCUUUUCCGAUAUUACCACCGGGCCAUCCUCAAUCUGUCGUUUAUAUGCUUGCCGAGAAAAUUGCCGCGGACAUUAUUGCAUCGCACUAA
Messenger RNA from Penicillium oxalicum, 1806 nucleotides. Its product is annotated as GMC family oxidoreductase. Gene Ontology annotation, molecular function: flavin adenine dinucleotide binding; oxidoreductase activity, acting on CH-OH group of donors. The coding region runs from base 1 to 1806 and encodes 601 amino acids. Gene Ontology annotation, biological process: secondary metabolite biosynthetic process. The record is from RefSeq and is a predicted model, not a curated record. The transcript is spliced from 4 exons. NCBI's taxonomy places the organism in Eukaryota, Fungi, Ascomycota, Eurotiomycetes, Eurotiales, Aspergillaceae.